AAAACCAUUCAUUAGUCAUAUCAAUGCAAUACGACGUUUCAUCACACUCUCCGUUCACUUCGUCAAAUAUAAGACAACAAUCAUGUCCGACAUCUUCACCGAGUCCGUCUAUUACUUCAUCCCCACUACCCUCACCAAUGUUACCCACACUAUCGCCAACAACGGUUACUUCAACUUCGCAAGCCGUAUCAGCCGACCAUUAUCCAUCACAUUCCCAUUCCACACACUCUUCUCCAUCGUCAUCGUCUACAACUCUUCCACCACCCAAAACAGUGCCAACGAUACGUCAUGUAAUGAACUUGAACUUUAAACAUGAAAUACAGGUAGCUAAUUAUAAAAUGGAAAUAAGCACCAACUCAUUCGAACUAUGGGAAAAGGUGUUGCUUCACUCUCUAAUGGCUCUGAGUCUGACUGUAUUAAUAGCUGCCAUAUUCCUCCCAGAUUAUUUCAUAGAAAAGGGAAAUUUUGUGGAGAGUUAUAAUUCUUUUAAUUAUUGA
This is a messenger RNA of Paraglomus occultum, 497 nucleotides long. NCBI's taxonomy places the organism in Eukaryota, Fungi, Glomeromycota, Glomeromycetes, Paraglomerales, Paraglomeraceae. The record is from the annotation of a GenBank genome assembly.